Messenger RNA from Closterium sp. Naga37s-1, 8589 nucleotides. Lineage: Eukaryota; Viridiplantae; Streptophyta; Zygnematophyceae; Desmidiales; Closteriaceae. The record is from the annotation of a GenBank genome assembly.
AUGGAAGGCGAGAAUAUUUGGUCAAAUCCCCUGCCCGUGGAGGGAAGUGCAUGGGAGGGUGGACUCCGUUGGGGUGAUUCGCACGCUGCAGUGGGGGAUUUGCGGAGAGAACAGUGUGACAAAAACGCGGGUGAUUCUAUUGAGGGGGAUGCAUGGACGUUUGACGAUACCGAAGGUGCGGGGUGUGAUGACGAGGUGGUGGGGAGCUGGGUGGGUGAGAUGAACGAGGGCGAUGGGGAGGUGGAGGAGGAGAGAAGCGAGGUAUGGGAAGGAGGGAUGGGACUGGGAAUGGGAAUGUGUUUUGACAGCACGUGGUCUCAUGGUGCGUCAGCAUUCCCUCCAGGAGCUGCUUCUGCUGAAUUUGAGCUUGCUCAAGCUGCUGAACCUGCUGGGCCUGCCAGUGAAAGUGCUGCGUCCGCUGCUGACAAUGCAGCAAGGCGGUCCAGAGGCAGGAACAGCACUGCGGGUGGGGCAUUCGCCAGUGCCGCGCCUACCACUGGUGCUGCUGCUGCUGGUGGGGCGUGCUGGAGUGCGGAGGAGGUGAAGCGGCUUCUGGCGGCUCUGGAGCAGCAGAGCCAACGCGUGUUGCUGGCGCAGCAGAAGCAGCAGCGGAGCAGGGAGUGGGGCCACUUGCAGGGGCAGCAGGGGGUUGGCGAGUAUAGAGACGAGGUUGAGCGGGUGCUGCAGGGAGAUGGUGCAGGAAGGUGGAUGGGGAUAGGUGAGGGUGAUGAUGUGGGUGGUACGGAUGUGGUUGAUGAGCUGGCGAGGGGUCAUGCUGAGCUGGCGGGGGAGGUGGAUGAGGUGGCGGAUGCGGAUGAGCGACUGAAGCAGAUGGUAGCCAAGGCUGCCAGGCAACUGGACGAGGACCCCUUCUCCCCCGCAAUUGCUGUUUCUGCGACCACUGCUGCUGCUACUGCUGAUGUGGCUGCUCCUGAUGCUUCUCCAGCUCCUGCUGCUCUUGCUCUUGCGGAUCCUUCCGGUAUGACCGCUGCCACCACCGAUGCAGCUACUCUGCCUGCCAUUGCUCCUGCUGGGGAGCCCACAGCCAAUACAAUCACACCUGCCGUUUCUCCCACCAGCCCCUUACACUCAAAAGAGAGUGACAAUAGCGGAAGCCUGACUGGUCACCUAGGGAGCGAAGGCGUGGGAGGUUCAGGGCGGGGAGAUGAGGGUGGGACGUUCUUUGACGAGGCGAAGGAGUUGGAGCGAGAGCUGGUGGCCCGAUGGGGUCGAGGCGGGGAUAGAGAGGCCGGGGAAGCGGACUCUGAGUGGGCGCAAGGGGGCGUCAAGGGCGAGGCGAGAGAUGGGGGGAGGGGAGCGGCAAGGGAGGAUGGGGAGAGUGCGAGGGGAGGAGAGGAGGAGGAAGAGAGGACGUUCUUUGAUGAGUUGGAGGGGCUGCAGGAGGAGCUGCAGGGGUUGACGUUGGGGGAGGGGUUUGUGUCGAGUGCAAAUGAGGUAACAGAGCCGGAUAGAGGUACCAGCGCCUGCAACAGUGUUAUUGUUACCACUGGGACCAGCAAUAGCAGCAAGAGCACCCGCUCUGACUUCUCAUUUGAAGGCGCAUGCUCUUUUGCCACAGGCUCUGGCGCUCGUGAGAGGCCUCAACCCGCACGUGGGGAGGGCAGCCACACAAUCCCCCUCGCUUGCACCCGUGACCGCGCCCAGUUGUCCCCAACACCACCUGAAGCAGCGUUUCCAGCACUGCUUGAAACAACACCAAGGGCAGUGCUGGCUGGUGGUGUGCAGGAGAAGAGUGGAGGGGCGGUGGGGGCUCAACGAGUGGAGCAGGGGAGGGUGCAGCGGGGGAAGGCUCAGCUGGGCUCACGGAGUGGUGCCAAGGGGAGGCUGAGAGGUGGGGGUUUCAAACGGGGGUUUCUGCUGGGUGGGGAGGGCAGGACAGGGAAGGAGAAGGGUAAUGGUGUGGUGGGUGAGAGUGUGGUGGAGGGAACGUGGAAGGAAGGAGGUGGUGAGCGUGCCAGCCGUGCCAGUGGGGACAGUCGUGGUCCCUCGCACGCCACACCUGCUGCAACCCCCACGGACGAGGCGCAAGCAGCAUUCGCCUGUGUGCACCCGCUCUGCAUGGCUGUGGUGGAUGCGCGGGGGGACCACCAGCAGCUGCCACGUGUCAUCAAGCGAUUGGAGGAGGCGAUUGGGUGCAAGGACGUGCCAGUGGGGGGGCUUCAAGCAUGCCUCGAGUUUCUCCUGUUCCCACUCUUGCUUGUGCUGUCUCCACCUGCCCCUACCUCCAUUCCCUCCUCCGCACCCACCUCCCUCUCUCUCGUGAGUCCCACCGCUGCCCCUUCCAAGCCGCCUGCUGCAGCUGCACCAGGCGAGGCUAAGCCCAGCAGCACAGAGAACGAGAGUGUUUCUGGAAUUGUGCCAUGUGGCAGGCAGCGAGUGGUGGAAGCAGCGCUCAGCUGCAUGCACGUGGCGCUGACCCGCUGCUCCGUGCGAUCGCACGACCAGGCCGCCUCCCUCCUCCGCUUCCUCGCCUCUGCCACCACCCCCACUCCCCAACCACCUCCCACCUCGAAUACUAACCCAAGCGAGCAGGAGGCAGCGCCUUUGCUGGGUCACCUACUCUCUAACAUGCUCUCUGCAGCUGAGGCGGAGGCUCGGCUGGGCACGAGGGGCAGCCAGGUGGUGCGAGUGGAGGCACUGCGGGCCGUGCACCUGCUCGUGGCUGCGGCGCACACACCCGAUGCGCUCGCCUUCUUCCUUCCGGGGAUCCUCAGUGGCCUCUCCCGCGCCGCCCUCUCCCCCUUCUCCCCGCCCUCCAAUGAGCCGCUGACACGUGGCGCUGCAGCGGACCCCUCAGCAGUGGCCGAGGCGCUGCUUGGGCUGUCGCAGGCUCUAGUGCUGGUCAUGGGGGAUGCUUGUAACGAGGAUGGGCAUGGAAGGGUUUCUUAUAACGAGGAUAAAGGGCAGCAGCAAAGAGGACGGGAAGGGAAGGUGGGAGGGGUAAAGAGGAGUGGUGGAAGGGGAGUGGGACGGGAGGAGAAGAGGGAGGAGAGUGAGGAGGGGAGUGAGAGUGGGGAGACAGAGGAGGAGAGAGCUUUGAGUAUGCUGCAGCAAAUGGUGGGUCGCAUGGAGGGGCGGAAAGGGGAGGGGAGUAAGGGAGGUGGGGAAGGAGAGGAGGAUUUGUUGGGAGAGCCGGUGAUGUCAGCAGGGGAGCUGCAGGGCGACAAGGCGAGCGGCACAGCAGGGACGAGGGAAGGCGCGGUGAUUCUGAGGGAAGUGAGUGUGAGGAGGCGGCAUGAAGAAGAGAGAAAUACCCCACGGGCACACGUGGGAACGGGUAUGGGGCGUGGGGGGGCAAGAGGUGCAGGGGAGGGUGGCAGGGGAGGAGACGGCGGAGCGAGGGGGGCAGGAGGCGGGGUGGGGAGAGGGAUGGUGGUGCUGAGGGUGGAGAGGGACGAGGCAUGGCACAGGGAGACAGGCGCCAAGGUGCUCGUGCUGCUGCAGAAAGUGCUUCCCAAGGUGAGUUCUCACCGCACCGUGCUGCUGCCGUCCUCCAUUCCUCGCCUGACCAGCGCUCACCUCGCCUCCCCCACACGCACCUGCAGCGUUGAAUUCCGUCCUCUUUUGAGACGUCUCAAAAGUCGCUUGGCCUGCAGAAUUCCGUCCUCGCUCUGCAACCACCCACCACGCUCAUACUCCUCCCCCUUCCUCGCUCUGCAACCACCCACCACGCUCAUACUCCUCCCCCUUCCUCGCGCUUCCCACUGCCUCCCCAACUUGGACAUCACACCUCCCCCGGUUCCCUCUUUUCUUCCUCCCCCCGCCCCCCCCACAGCUGCUGCACUUCCCCGCCCCCAAGGUCCGCUGUGCCCUAUCCGACCUGCUGGGGGAGCUGCUACAGCGCUGCUCCUACUCCCUCUCCGCCUCCCGCCCUCUGCUGCUCGUGAGUCCCUAAGUUUCUGUGCCCUCUGUCUGUCCAUCCUGUCGCUGUUUGGGAAGAGCUGUGGUGAGCAGCACCAACACCAGCACAUGCGUCAUCUCGCACCCGUCGCUGCACUCGCCUCUCCUCCUCCUUGCUUCUCCUCCUCCUUGCUUCUCCUCCUCCUUGCUUCUCCUCCUGCUUGCUUCUCCUCCUGCUUGCUUCUCCUCCUCCUUGCUUCUCCUCCUCCUUGCUUCUCCUCCUCCUUGCUUCUCCUCCUCCUUGCUUCUCCUCCUCCUUGCUUCUCCUCCUCCUUGCUUCUCCUCCUCCUUGCUUUCCAAAAAUGUCUCUCUCACACAUCCGCUGCCCGCCAGUACUUUGGGUGGGGGAGAGGAGAGUGCCUGCUCCUCCUCGCCUCUGACGACUGGCCCUCUGUCGCCUCCUCUGCUCGCCGCCUCCUUGCCCGAGUCGUCAUCACCCACCCCACGCCAGCGCCACCAUCAUUAUUACCAUCAGUAGCAGCGGCUACUGGUGGGGCAGUGCGGCAGCAGUGCACAAGAGCAGGGUGCAUUGAGGUGGCUACUGACAAUCUGGUAGAGCUGGUGGAGAGGCACAUGGCAUCCCUCGCAACUCCCGCCCCGCCCACCACUCUCUCAUCCACCUUCUCCCUGCCCCUCCACUCCCCGCUGCUGACAUCGCCCAUCCUCUCCCCCUCCAUCUCCCCCGUCUCCUCCCCCUCUCACCUGCAAGCCACCACGGCCUCUCUCCGAGUGCUCUCAGCGGGUCUCAUCACAGCAGGGCCUCUGCCCUCGGCCCACCACAUCCUAGACCCGGCCUUCUCUGCACGCCUCUCCACUGCCAUCUCUCUGCAUAUGCCCUUUGCUCCCGGCAGCCCCCACACGCUCGACUCCUCCCCUGCUCCUGCCCUCGCCCUUCCACCACUGCUCGGCUCAGCUGUUGCGUCAGGUGAAUCCCCAGCGCUGCGCUCUGUAGCCACAGGAGAGGAGAGCGAGGAGGAGCGAUGGCGACGGUGGUUCUGGGUGGUAUUGGAUCAUCGCGAGGGGCGGCACAACCUGAAUGGAUCAUCUGACCUCAGUGGAGCAUCAGAGCCCUCAGUUGAGGAGAAGGAGAGGGAGGAAGAGGAGCAGAGAGCUCAGUGGCUCAAGGCAGUGGCGCAAAGGGAGGACAGGUGGCAUGCGGUGGUUGGUCCGGUGGUGCGGUCAGUGCUGGGGGAGCUGCUGAACGAGGACCUGUGGGAGCUGCCUGUGGACGUGACGCAGGGGGGAGGGAGAGUGGUGCAGAGCGGUGCUGGGGGGGAAUGGAUGGGUGAGGAGGAGCGGAGGGGGAUGAUGCGUGCUCCUCCUCUCCCUCUCAGCAGCGCUCUCAGCCCUCGGUCAAUCACAUGCCACAAACUCCGGUGCGCUGCGCCGCGCCUUCCCUCCACUGCUGCGCUCGCUCGCCUCUCCCCACGCCCGUGUCUCCUCUGCUGCUGCACAUGCCCUCUCCGUCAUCACCCGAUCGUUCGGGUACCCCUCGGUGCGUCACCUUCCACCCCUCUUCUUUCUCCUCCACUCAUUGUCCUCACCCACCCCUACACCCUUGUCUUUUCUGCUGCUGUGGCCCAUGCAAUAACCACGCUGCUGUGCGAUCCCCUCAUGCCUGUCGCUGCCUGCGUGUGCCUCCUCAUCGCAUCUCCCACCUCCCAUGCAGCUGCCUGCCUUGGUAGCAGGCAGGCAACAUGGACUCUGCCAUUGCCACUGUGUGCCAUGGCCCGCCCUCACGCCUGUCACCACCUGCUUCUGCCCUUCCUGCUAAUCUCCCUCCCUCUUAUGCAGGUGGCACUGUUGGUAGCAGCCAACAUGGACUACGCCAUCGCCACUGUGUGCACCGGCCUCUCCACCCUCCACUGCCACCCCUCCGCGCCCUGCCUCCUGCUCGCCCUCAUGCACCUCCUGCCCCUCGUGCCUGCCACCGCUGCCGCCCCUGUGGUGCCCGUCGCCCCUGCACUGCCUGUGGAGCAUGCAGCAGCAGCAGCAGCAGCAGCAGCAGCAGCGGUGGCAGCGCCAGCGACAGUGGCGUCGGUGUUGCCAUCGGCGUUUGAGAGCAUGCUGCCUCUCAUCAUCCACCCGAUUCGCUCUCUCCUGGCCUCACUGCAAAUCACCGCUCGUUUGCAGCACGCCCCCCAUAUAGUCACCCUCGUCCAGGUGCUCCGUGUGCUUAUGUCAGCAUGUGCCGUCGCCACAUCAGCAAAGCGCACCGAUGCCGAAGCUGCAGCCUCGGUAGCAAUAGCGGUGCUUCGGAGGGAGGAACAGGCUCGACGCAAGCAGCUUCGGAAGCUGCGGCGAGCCAAGGAGGGAUGUGGCGGUGGUGGGGAGGGGAGGGUCGGAGUUAAUUAUCUGAGCAGUCGUGAUAAGCCUGACCCGCAGCACAUCAACCGUGUUUGCCCUGAUUCUGAAGCUGCUGGCCUCGCAUCCUCUCCUGCCAGCAGUGGACCCGGGCUUGUUGCUCAAGACACAGGCAGCAGCAGCACCCGCUACCGUUGUGGCGACAGCAGCAGUGGUGGCACAGACAAUGGCAGUGCGAGGGACUCAAAGUCAUCAGGUGAUCCAGGUGAUCCAGGUGAUCCAGGUGUGCGGGCCUUGUUCACGCGCCGCAUGCAAGCUGCUGCUGCCGCCGUGCGUUGUGAGGGGCCUCUGAGUGGGACGGAGGCAGUGGAGGGGAAAGAGGACGAGGUUGAGGACGAGAUGUCCAAGGAGCAGGAGAGAGAGGGAGAGGGGAAUUCGAGUGAUGAGGAGUGGGACAACUUAGGGUCGGAUUCAAAGUCAGAGGCAGAUGACAAGGAGGAGGCACGGGAGGGGGGGAAUGCAGCUGGAGUGGGAAGCAGGCACGAGGGAAGGGAGGGGAGGGAGCAGUGGAGUGUGAGGCAUGCGCUGAGCCAGCUGUCGGAUCGCACAAGAGUGGUGGCCAUGCAUGCACAGCUGGCUGCUGCCUGCCUGGAGGCCUGUGGACCGCUCAUGGCCAGUCGGGAUGCUGAGCUGGCGCUGCUUGCUGCUGAUGUGGCGCAGGCGUCGGUGGCCGCCAUGUCAGCAGCUGAUGUGGCGCAGCGUGCGAGGGCGAAUGAGCUUGAGGCAGUGAGGGAGGUGGUUCGGUUGAGAGUGAAACGAGCCAAGACUCACCUCACUACCCUGCACGACUCAGGCUUGGGCACAGAUCCAGCCAUAGGUUGGGGGCCAGGUUUGGGUGGAGGUCCGGGGAGCGGUUUACUGGACUGGCUGGAGGAUGAUGUGGCAGGGCUACGAGCUGACCUGGCAUCUCUCCAGGAUGACGUAGCAGCCAUGCAUGACACGGAGGAUGCUCUCAAGGUGGCGGAUGCUGUGAGGGACGAGACCAAUUGGCUGCUGCCACGUGUGCACAUGAUCUGGCCCCAUGCUGUCUCUGGCCUCAAGAGGAGCCACCCUGCUCUCAUCGUCUCAUCCAUCCACGUCAUCACAGCCCUGUCCACCACGUGUGACGAUGCCUUCAUGGCCAGAAAGAUCCGGGAAGAUUCCUGGCCUCUCAUGGCCGCCCUGCUCCUCCAGGGCCCCUCUCUUCCCUCCCACUCCUCUCCCUCCUCCUCUCGCUCCUCGCCCUCCACCCCCUUCCUCGCGUCAAUCUCCUCUCGGCGUCUCACCAAUCCAAGUCCUACCACUUCAGCAUCCACUAGCACCCGCAACACUGCCACGUCAGCAUCCUCAGGUGUGGCACCUUCUGCGAGAGAGCGAGUGCGGAUGGCAGUGCUGACGUGGAUUGCGGAGGUGGCGCAAUCUGACAGGUCGAGGGAGGGCGGUGGAGUGGCACUGAGAUCAGUGGCAUGUGAUGUGAUGGUGGUGCUCAUGGCAAUGCUGGCGGAAGGGGGGUGUGGGGGAGAAGAACUAACUCAUGCUUUCUGCACUGGCAGCAGCAGCAGCAGCAGCAGCGCUCCAAGGCCAUCCUUGAUGAAAACGGCAGCUGAGGCAGCAGUAUCGCUCGGCCGUGCACACAAGGAGAAUGUCACCACGUUCCUGUCUCAGGCCAUCCAAUCUUCUGCAGCAGCCAUGGCGGUGCCGCUGGUUCGCACGACAAGCGCGGACUCUCCUCUCCGCGCACCGGCAUCCCUCAUCCCCGACGCUGAUUGCCUCGACGUCCCCACCGUCCUCGUCGUGUUACCCGACGGCUCCGUGAGACUGUACGACACGCCUCGCCUGACCGUGUGCGACGUGCUGUGCAACUACCCGAGCCACGCGCUGUCGUGCACGUCCACAGGUCCUCUUCUCCAGCAGCAGCGGGUCCUUAACCUCAACGCCACCUACUACCUCCGCCGUGUCUCCCUGCCCGCGGCGGCGGCGGCGGCGGCGGCGGAGGCUCCUUCCGCGAGCAUCGUCUCGGUGCCGGGUCUAGAUCUCCAAUGCGCGCCGUUCGCGGCGGCGCACUCCCCGCACGUCGCGGCGGGAUGCCCCAAGGAGGCUCUUGACUCGUUUUAUGCUCCUGGAGAGGAGAUUAAAAUGGCGCGGUCCGCCUCCGCGCUGAACCUCGAGCAGACUCGCGCACGAUGGGACCACGUGGCGGAGCGGAGGACUUCCAGCUGGGACGCUGCGGAUCCUGAGCCACGUCGGCAUGACGUCAGCAACGGCAUCAUCCGGGGGGAUCGGCACAUAAAUCCAAUUCUGGCCGAGGUAAGCAGCGUCAUAUAA